Cordyceps fumosorosea ARSEF 2679 is the source of this 843-nucleotide messenger RNA. RefSeq names its product acetyltransferase, gnat family. The transcript has a single exon. Gene Ontology annotation, molecular function: acyltransferase activity, transferring groups other than amino-acyl groups. The record is from RefSeq and is a predicted model, not a curated record. The coding region runs from base 1 to 843 and encodes 280 amino acids. Lineage: Eukaryota; Fungi; Ascomycota; Sordariomycetes; Hypocreales; Cordycipitaceae.
AUGACAAGCAACGCCGACGAGAUGGCCAUCCGGCCCGGCAGCGACUUCACCAUGGAGCAGCUCUCCGAGUGCUCCAACGCGGCCUUUGCCGACUACUUUGGCCACCCGAUCGUGUGGACGCCCGCCGAGCUCGCCGCCUACCUCCCCGCCCACGGCGUCUCCCUCUCGCGCAGCCUGGUCGCCGCCGAUGAGCGCGGCGCGCCCGUCGGCUUCGCGCUCAUGGCGCACCGCGACGACCUCCCCGGCCACGCGCGGCUACUGGCCGCCGUCGUCGACGCCGCGCGCGCCGACGGCACCGAAACCGUCUGGCUCGAGGUCAUCACAGAGAACGCGCCGGCCGUCAAGCUGUACUCGCGCGGCGGGUUUGAGGUGGUGCGGCCGCUGGCCGGCUGGAAGCGGGGCGCGGAGCAGCCGGAGGAGGAGCAGCAGCGGGCGGAGGUGCGGCUAGAGGAGUGCAAGCCGGAGGAGGUGCUGGAGCGGCUGAGGAGGCACGGCGCGGAGGCGGACCUCCCAUGGCAGCUGUGGCACCAGUUCCUGCUAGCCACGCGGCCGCAGAGCUGUCGCGGCUUCCGGCUGGUGGGUGGCAGCGCGUACUGCGCCAUCUCGGACCCGGAGGACGAGAGCAGGGACGCGAUCAGCCUGCUGGGCCUGGCGGUGGAGCCGGAGGCGCGGGGGCGAGGCGAGGCCACGGCGCUGCUGCGGGCGGUCCUGGCGAAGUACCCGGGUAAGAAGUGGAAGGCGCCGGCGACGAUCCCGCUGGCCUACGGCGAGAGGAUUGCGCGGCGGCUGGGGUUUGAGAAGGAGAGCAUCACCAUGAACCUGAUGAAGCUGAGGCUUGAAUGA